CCCGCCCCCCGGUGAGGCGCCGUGUGGGCGCCAUGUCGGACCGCACCGCCCUGGACAGCCUCAUCGAGAUGGGCUUCCCGCCGGCGCGCGCGGAGAAGGCUUUGACGCUGACCGGGAACCAGGGCAUUGAAUCUGCCAUGGACUGGCUGAUGGAGCACGAAGACGACGUGGACGCGGACGACGAGGCCCCGUCCCCCCCCGGGGGCCAUCCCUCGGGGCCCGGUUCUCCAGCCGAAGGGAGUGGCCGCCCGGAAGCGCCCGUGAGAGCCGAGGGAGAGGAGAAGCCGCCGCUCAGCGAGGAAGAGAAGAGAGAACAGACCAAGAGGAUGCUGGAACUGGUGGCCCAGAAGCAGCGGGAGCGGGGGGAGAGGGAGCAGCGGGAAGCGGUGGAGCGGGAACGCCAGCGCAGGAGGCAGGGGCAGGAGCUGUCGGCCGCCCGCCAGCGGCUGCAGGAGGAUGAGAUGCGCCGGGCGGCCGAGGAGCGCAGGAGGGAGCGGGCCGAGGAGACGGCGGCCAGGCAGCGAGUGCGAGAAAAGAUCGAGAGGGACAAAAUGGAGCGGGCCAAGAAGUUCGGCGGCGCCGGCCCCGGAGCGGCGGCGGCGGCGGCGGCAUCAUCCCCCGCGUCCGAGCCAGGCCCGGUGCCCUCCUCUCCCAGCCAGGAGCCGCCCACCAAGCGGGAGUACGACCAGUGCCGCAUUCAGGUGAGGCUGCCGGACGGGAGCUCCCUGACGCAGACGUUUCGGGCCCGCGAGCAGCUGGCGGCGGUGAGGCUGUACGUGGAGCUGCACCGCGGGGACGAGGCCGGGGGCGUCCAAGACCCCGUCCAGCUACUGAGCGGCUUCCCCCGCCGGGCCUUCUCGGAGGCCGACAUGGAGAGACCCCUCCAGGAACUGGGUUUGGUGCCUUCCGCCGUCCUCAUCGUGGCCAAGAAAUGCAGCAGCUGAAGCGUCCCCCGGCCCUUUCCCGUCCCCGGCCGCCGCCGUGGUCACCCGCCCCUUUCCCCGACAGAGCACUGACAGCCCCCCGAACGUAAUAAACGGAUCCUCCGAA
Messenger RNA from Tachyglossus aculeatus (Australian echidna), 1050 nucleotides. RefSeq names its product UBX domain protein 1 (gene UBXN1). NCBI's taxonomy places the organism in Eukaryota, Metazoa, Chordata, Mammalia, Monotremata, Tachyglossidae. The coding region runs from base 33 to 944 and encodes 303 amino acids. The transcript has 9 exons. The record is from RefSeq and is a predicted model, not a curated record. Gene Ontology annotation, molecular function: protein binding.